UCACAAUAAUCCAUGCCACACUUUCAUUGCCCAAAGUGCUUAACUGACAAUCUAGGAUGUUCUUUUUGUUUGUUUUGUUUUGGAUUUUGUUUGUUGUUUUUGGUGGGGGGCAUUGGGAAGUGGUUUGUUGUUUUCAUUUUUGUUAACUUUCACUGUUUGCCUAAUUUAAUUAGUAAUGUUAUAAUUGCACUGAGAACUUAGUUUAGUUUUUCUUAAUAUUAUAUGAUAUAUUCCCUCAAUUGAAAGGAAAGGUCUGACUAAUGCAUGUAUUGCCUAUUUAUAGAACAAUUUAAUGGAACAGUGCAUCUAAAAAUCAAGCUUAGGCAAUGCAGAAGUGAGACUCCAACAGAAUUCCUCCCAUCCAUUAUUUUAACAUGGCACACAUUUUAAAGACGCUCAACAGCUGGUUCUGGUGGGAAAAUAUCUGGAUGCCCAUCAAUUGCACAUGGGAACAUUUUGUAGACCAUGAGGGACUUGUCUUUCCCAAACCACAUCAAUUAUAUGCCACGAUACCAUAUGCUUUUGUGCUGCUGAUUAUCCGCUUCUUCAGUGAAAGAUUUGUUGCUAUACCUUUAGCAAAAGCUUUAGGUAUAAAGAACGUAAGACGCGUGAAGCCGCAGCCUAAUCCUGUGUUAGAGAGUUAUUUCCGGGAGUGCUCCAAACAUCCAUCCCAAUCAGAUAUUCAAGGCCUUGCCAAAAAGUGCAAUUGUACUGUCCAUUUGGUGGAAAAGUGGUUUCGGAGGCGACGAAACCUUGAGAUCCCAACAGUGCUUCGAAAAUUCCGGGAAGCUUUCUGGCGAUUUUCAUUCUAUCUUACAUCCUCCAUCACUGGAUUUAUAUUUCUGUAUGAUAAACCUUGGUUUUACGACAUAUGGCAGACGUGGGUUGGCUAUCCAUUUCAGACUCUGCUGCCCUCCCAGUACUGGUACUACAUGGCUGAGAUUAGUUUUUACUGGUCUCUGUUGUUCACAAUUGGCAUUGACACCAGGAGGAAGGAUUUCCUGGCUCAUGUCGUUCACCACUUGGCAGCCAUUGGGCUGAUGAGUAGCUCUUGGUGUGGCAAUUACGUGCGCCUUGGGACGCUGGUGAUGUUUGUGCAUGACACAGCAGAUUUCUGGCUGGAGGCAGCCAAAAUGUUUAAUUAUGCUAGAUGGGAGAAAACCUGCAAUAUACUCUUUAUCCUCUUCGCUAUUGCAUUCUUCAUCACAAGAAUCAUCCUCUUCCCCUUAUGGAUCCUUCGUGCCACCUUGUAUCUGCCUACAUACUACUCCACAACUCCUGUCAUAGCAUAUUUUUUCUUCAAUGGGCAGCUAUUGGUCCUCCAAGGCUUGCAUCUGUACUGGGGUUACUUAAUUUUCAAGAUUUUGAGAAGAUUCAUUUGCUUAAAGGACUUGAAAGAUGACCGGAGUGAUGUAGAGGAGGAAGAUUCUGUCACAGAUAAUGAAGAGGAAUCUACAAGAAAUGGCAACAAGAAUGGCUGUGGGUCAAACAAACAUCUCCUAAACAGCAGUCACCACUAGCCUCCUCCUGCCUCACCUCCUGCAGUGAUUUCUGUUCUGGUUUUAACUCAACCUACAGAAUAGAAUUUAAGUCCAAAGGCUUAUGAGAGACUGUGAUUGAUUUAUUGUUGGCUACUGGACCUGGAAAAAAGCCCAGUUGAAAUGAGAGUGAAAAAUUGCAUAACAUGACAAAAUGUGUUAAUGACCUACUUUCUGAAUCGUUGCUAAGUGUUUGGAGAGAUGUUUGGACGCCCUGACUGACAGUGCUCCACAAGGGCAAAGCUCAAGAGCCUCAGAUCAUUUACUGUCCCAUUGAUUCUAACACCAUUUUUCAAUCUGAUAGAAGAUAUAUUUCACCAAGCAGCUUAAUUCACAGAUGUUUUGUGGUAGGUAGGUAGUGUGAACUCCAUUAGGAGCCAAAAUUACUCAGAGUGGGAAGAAUUUGACAGUGGUGUACAGUGACUAGCAUUUUAGUCCUUACUUUUCACGUUAUACCCUCAUCAAAAUGGCUUCUCUUUUAUUUUUUUGAGUUAGAUUUCAUUUCCUGGAGGCCAGUAGAAGCUCACAUGGAGGAAGUCAAAUUAAGAGCUGACUUCACUGCAGAAAUGCAGUCUUUCUCCAAAGUGUGCUGUAGGAUAGAUAGCUCCAAUAUUGUGUUCUGAGAUUUCCACGUUGUGGAAGUCCCUGUAAAAAUAGCAAAACUUAGCCCCCAGUUCUCCACUGAGCUCCAAGUUUCACAAAUGUCUUUCAGGCAUUUUGGCCCAGCAUUAGAAGAAAAGGUGCAGUGGGGAGGGAAGAUAGUGAAUGGAAAUUGGGUCUUCUGACAGGUUCUUUUGCACUACUUAUUUGUCUUCAGAGCUGCUGAACGCCUCCUGCUCCUGACACAUCUACAGCCCAGAAGAGUGAAAAUAAAUCUUCUCCAACGCCUUUUCCUGA
Messenger RNA from Pogoniulus pusillus (Red-fronted tinkerbird), 2435 nucleotides. RefSeq names its product ceramide synthase 3 (gene CERS3). Gene Ontology annotation, cellular component: membrane. Bases 375 to 1520 code for a protein of 381 amino acids. Lineage: Eukaryota; Metazoa; Chordata; Aves; Piciformes; Lybiidae. The record is from RefSeq and is a predicted model, not a curated record. Gene Ontology annotation, biological process: ceramide biosynthetic process. The transcript has 11 exons. Gene Ontology annotation, molecular function: DNA binding; sphingosine N-acyltransferase activity.